AUGAGAGAUAUUGGGCAUAAAAUGCUUGUUGUUUCAAAGUGGUACUCAAAGAUCACAAUAAAGAGGCUUGCUGAGUUGAUGAGUCUCACCAUCCAUGAAGCUAAGAAGUAUUUGUCUAAAAUAGUGGUCUCCAAGGCAAUGGUGGCACAGAUCGACCAACCUAUAAGAUUAGUCUCAUUCCAGCGAAAUAAUAAUAGCAAUGAACAUUUAGAUUCUUGGGUUUUGAAUGUAGACAAUCUCGUCCAUCUUCUUGAAAAGAGUUUCCUUCUAGGUUUAUAUAAGAACGACUUUGAGAAUGAGAAGAACUUACAGAGAGGCUCUUUCGGGGACCAAGCAACAGAAGAUUUGAGAAUGAGAGAUGUUGGGCAUAAAAUGCUUGUUGUUUCAAAGUGGUACUCAAAGAUCAUAUUGAAGAGGCUUGAUGAGUUAUUUUGCCUCACCAUCCAAGAAGCUAUGAAGCAGUUGUCUGAAAUAGUGGUCUCCAAGGUAGUGGUGGCAAAGAUUGACCAACCCAUGAGAUUAGUCUCGUUCUAG
Messenger RNA from Hibiscus syriacus, 534 nucleotides. RefSeq names its product 26S proteasome non-ATPase regulatory subunit 12 homolog B-like. Lineage: Eukaryota; Viridiplantae; Streptophyta; Magnoliopsida; Malvales; Malvaceae. The transcript has 2 exons. Bases 1 to 534 code for a protein of 177 amino acids. Gene Ontology annotation, cellular component: proteasome regulatory particle, lid subcomplex; cytoplasm; nuclear proteasome complex. The record is from RefSeq and is a predicted model, not a curated record.